Xenopus tropicalis (tropical clawed frog) is the source of this 642-nucleotide messenger RNA. It is a transcript of the gene hba-l3, whose product is annotated as alpha globin larval-3. Gene Ontology annotation, biological process: oxygen transport. The record is from RefSeq and is marked provisional. Gene Ontology annotation, cellular component: hemoglobin complex. Gene Ontology annotation, molecular function: iron ion binding; heme binding; oxygen binding. Lineage: Eukaryota; Metazoa; Chordata; Amphibia; Anura; Pipidae.
UAGGUUUUCAUCUGAAACCAACAUUCAGAACACAAGCAAGAUGCUUCUCUCUGAUGCUGAAAAGGCUGCAGUUGUGUCUCUCUGGGCAAAAGCAUCUGGCAGUGUGAAUGCCCUUGGUGCUGAAGCUUUAGAAAGGCUGUUUCUGAGCUACCCUCAGACCAAGACAUACUUCAGCCACUUCGACCUGAGUUCUGGAUCUCAUGAUCUCCAAGUUCAUGGAGGAAAGGUCCUUGGUGCCAUUGGAGAGGCCACCAAACAUCUGGACAACCUGGAUGAAGCUCUGUCCAAGCUGAGUGACCUACAUGCUUACAACCUGAGAGUAGAUCCUGGAAACUUCAGGUUGCUGUCUCACACUAUCCAAGUUACUCUGGCUGCCCACUUCCAGGCUGAAUUUGAUGCAACAGCCCAGGCUGCUUGGGACAAGUACCUCGCCGCCAUCUCUACUGUUCUUACCUCCAAGUACAGAUAAAUCCAGACUGGUUUCUGCAAAUACAGCAAAAAUAAAACUCUACUAACAGAUAAAUAAAGUUUCUAAAAUACAUUUAAAUCCUGUGACAAAAACACAUCACGUUUACAGACCAUUUCCAGCAAGGUUCCCUGCCCUGUUCAUUUAAACCUUAAUAAAAACAGUUCUCUUGUAAA